ACAUCCACAGUCGUUCCUCGGCCGAGCAACCGUCUGCAUCGCGCGCACUCUCGAAGCGAUUGGGAUCCGAUUGCCCAUCCAACCCCCGAGGAGCUAGUACACACCGGGCAGAGCAGAGGCGCCAGCAAGUCGCCACAAGUCCGCAUCCCCGAAGGAUUCGCACAAACAUUCCAAGGAAGCCAUGUCAGCGGUGCCGAUGAGAGCCUUUCUGGCUGGUGUCUUUUUGCUGGCCAAUGCCUGGCACAUCACAGCUGUGAACGAGCAGCACCAGAAGCAUCAUCUGCAGUGCUGGCACUGCAGCUCGGACACCAUUGGGGCGGAGGACUUCUGCGACGUGACCUUCCAGGAGGAUAACAUUCCCACGGAGCUCAUCAAGGAGCGCAACAUCAACCUGCUGCGGAGCUGCAACAGCACCAUUAACUCCGACCACGAACGGGCGGUUUGCCGCAAGACCGUGGAGGAAAAUAAUGGCAAGCUGAUCACCAAGCGGUUCUGCUACUACACCAACAAGUCGGAUCCCGUGGAGCUGUGCAACAUCACCAGUCCCGAGAAGAACGUGCGGCGCAUAUUCUGCGAGGACUGCCUCACCGACCGCUGCAACGGAGCCUUCGCAGGAGGCUCCAUCCUGGAGCUGCUGCUGCUGCUGCCCACCGUGGCCCUGCUCCAGCAGUUGGCCAUCUAAGCGGGAGUUGCCAGUCGUUUUUCAGUUGGAACGUGAUAUUUUGCUCGAACUUACUUGUUUCGGGGUCACUGGCCCCUCCACUCAGCAGCUUACAUUCGAUGGAUUCAGAUGCUUGAGGUGCCAUAGGUUCAUAGUUUGCCUGGCCGAGUGCCGAUGUUUGCCCAGCUCAAAGCUCAGACUCCAAGCGAAAUCCAGUUCACACGUUUACCAAGCAACACAACUAUAAGUAAAUGAGACAGUAAUCAGUAGAGAUUAAGCCCCAAGCACAUAAAUACUCACUUAUUAGCCUAUGACGACAUGAUGUUUUAUGUAAAGAACUCAAGCAUUCACCUAUGUAAUUAUCUCAGAAGCAGACAACCAACACGCACUUAAAAUCAAGGUAUUAAAGCACCCGAAUAUACAAAACCGAAUAGCACAUA
Messenger RNA from Drosophila erecta, 1101 nucleotides. RefSeq lists its product as uncharacterized. The record is from RefSeq and is a predicted model, not a curated record. Lineage: Eukaryota; Metazoa; Arthropoda; Insecta; Diptera; Drosophilidae. The coding region runs from base 182 to 682 and encodes 166 amino acids. The transcript has 3 exons.